UUAAAUUCAUUUUAUGAAUUUUGCGAUUGAUUUCCCUCUUCCGUCCACACAGUACUUCAAAUACUCCUUUAUUUAUGCUUCAAACUAUAUUUAAGCUGCCUUUAUUUUGUUUUUAAUACAAAAUGUAUUUCUCGUGCUUUUUAUUGUAUUCCGACUCCAACUUUUUCAUAUUAUAUUAUUCAAAGGUAGCCAUAUUUCUUAGUGCUUCUUGAAUUAUACAACUGUGAUGAACUGCAACGAGAUGAAUUUUCAAAGUAUAAGCAGCCUCUAGGAUAAAUUUUACAUAUCCGUUGUAGCAGGCUGAAUUCAUAAUUUAUUACCAUAAAGAUAUAAUUCUCGUCAAGAUAUCUGGUGGUGUAGGGGAUAAGGCUCUCGUCUAGCAACACGAAGGUAGCCGGUUCGAGUCGUGCCGCCGACACGACUUUUUUAUUUAAUAAAUAAUUAUUUUGACCUUGAAGCCCUGAGCCGCACUCGGCCCGCUAUAGAUGGCAGCAAAAAUUUUGUUCGCUUUUUUAUUACAUUGACUGAUCGUUCUGUAGUUAUUCUGUGAUAAAAAAUAACAAAACAGCUUUCAAAACAGUUUCAAAAAAGUUUUCUAUGGAUAGAUCGUAUUUUCAGGUAUUUUCAAAGGUCUCAGUGGUCUCAGUCAUGUCUCAGUCUCAAUAUAUACAAUUAGUUAUAGUUAAUCUAUAGUGGUAAACAUUUAACAUAAAAACAGAUAAAAAAAGGCGAUGAAAAUUGUAGAUUAGUGUUAUUUAGUGAUUAGGCAGCCUACCAUUUAGAAUUAUACGAUGGGAAUCAAAAAUUUAUGGACUGUCUUAGCUCCAUAUUGUGAUAGGAAGCCCCUUUACGAAUUACAAGGGAAGACAGUAGCCGUAGAUCUAUCCUGUUGGAUAUGUGAAGCACAAAAUAUUACAGAAUACCAAGUACAACCAAGGAUGUAUCUAAGAAAUCUAUAUUUUCGAGCUUGCUAUCUCCUGUUAAUUGAUGUAAAUCCGGUGUUUGUACUGGAAGGGAAGGCCCCAGAACUAAAAUACGGCACCAUAUCUGCUAGAAAUAAUAUUCAAUUUAAAGGGGCUAAGCCUAAAACCAAUGGUGUAAAAACUGGGAAAGGAAGAACAAGGUUCAAUUUCGUUUUACAACAAUGUGAAGAGAUGUUGCGAUGUAUGGGUGUAAAAUGUGUAAAAGGAAAGGGAGAAGCAGAGAGUUUAUGUGCUGUUUUGAACGAAGAUGGUCUGGUUGACGGUUGUAUAAGUCAAGAUUCAGAUUGUUUUGCCUACGGUGCUCAAGUAGUGUACAGAAAUUUUUCUAUAUCUUCACAAGGAUCAUAUUCGGCCAGUGGAGGAUCAGUAGAUAUUUAUGAUUUACAAAAAGUCUGCCAGAAUAUAAAUUUCGGAAGAAAUAAAAUCAUAGUGAUGGCCCUGUUGUUGGGAUGUGAUUAUGCAGAUGGAGUUCACGGUGUUGGGAAGGAUUCUGUAAUGAAAUUAUUUGAAAAUAUACCCGAUAAAGAUAUUUUGAACAGAAUAAAAUCAUGGCGAGACAACCGGGAUUUAUAUAACCAAUAUGAAAGCCAAGUAAACGAUAAAAGCCUGUGUACUACCUGCGGGCAUACUGGAAAGAAAUAUUAUCACACAAAAAACGGUUGUUCCUUAUGCCGUACCACAAAGGGUUGUAAUUCACUUGAUUCUAAUAGUGAGCGUUUGAUGCUCAAAUAUGAAUUGAACGUUAGAAGUAAAGCCUUGGAGGAUCCGAAUUUUCCAAAUGAAGAAUUAAUUAAUGAAUUUUUAACAAGAAAGGAUGAUGUAACUGAGUUAAAUACAAAGUGGAAUCGCCCAGAUGUAGCAAAAUUUGUGAAAUUUGCUAGUAAAUUUUUACAAUGGGAGGAACACUAUGCCUUUGAUAAAAUAUUCCCCAUGCUAACUAGAUGGCAGUGUAAAAAUCCGGAAUAUGUCAAAAGUCUGUCAGAUUUCAAAGGAAUUGUUACACCUGACAAGAUAAAGAAAAUAAGAAAUCCAAGAGGUAUACCAAGUUAUGAAAUCAUUUGGGUUGAUACGACAGAUAGCUUUAAAAAUCUUAUACCCGAAGAACAAAAAACAGAAUGUGAUCUAGAAAAAUUAUUUGUUACUAUAGAACCGCAAGUUUUAGUAAACGUCGCAUAUCCUGAUUUAGUUGAGGCCUUUAACCUCUCGAAAAUUAAACCACCGAAAAAGCCAAGCAAAAGAAAAAAACGCCAAAUUGACGAAUUAGCUGAAAAUCUCGCAAAUACCAGCAUUACAGAAGUUACAACAACAAAAGUAAAACCAAAGCCUCGAAAAACGCAGAAAACUUUAAAAAAUUUGUUGAACAAAAAAGAAAUUAUUAAAAAAUCAGUUGCGAAGGAUGAUGUGGCUUUGAGUUCUUCAACACCCUGUAAAAUUAUUAAUAAAAAUACGUCAUUUAAUUUCGAUGUAUCACGAUUUGGAGAUGAAAGUGAUCUUGAUGUAUCGGGUAUAAUAGAAGAAAUAGUAUCUAAAAAAACUGUGGCGAAUGAGCUGCGAAAUAUUGCUGAUGAAUAUAUAAGGAGUUGUAAUAAACAAGAAGACAAUUCUGAUGAAAAACUUGAUAAUUUCAAUGAAUUUGAUGUUGAAUGUGAUACAAAGGACAACCAGAUUCAUUGUUCGAGUUUUUUUAUAACUGAGCAAGAAAAUGAAGAUUUAUUUGAGAAAACUUUUAAUGAAAAAUAUUGUAUAUCUUUGUCGGAUUCUAGUAGUGAAACUGAGGAAUAUGAAUUGAAUGAAUGCAUAUAGAUUAAAAAAAAUCACAGUGAUAUUAUACUAAGGAUGUUAGGGUCAAAAAAUGCACUGAGAGAAAACAUUAUUUGUGCAUUUAAUUUAUACACAGUGAUAAAUAAUUUUCUUUAU
Molecule: messenger RNA, 2900 nt
Organism: Sitophilus oryzae (rice weevil)
Lineage: Eukaryota; Metazoa; Arthropoda; Insecta; Coleoptera; Curculionidae
Product: flap endonuclease GEN
Exons: 9
Coding region: 792-2786 (664 amino acids)
Molecular function (GO): 5'-flap endonuclease activity; four-way junction DNA binding
Source: RefSeq, a predicted model, not a curated record